Elgaria multicarinata webbii is the source of this 3176-nucleotide messenger RNA. It is a transcript of the gene GTF2E1, whose product is annotated as general transcription factor IIE subunit 1. The record is from RefSeq and is a predicted model, not a curated record. The coding region runs from base 129 to 1451 and encodes 440 amino acids. Gene Ontology annotation, biological process: transcription initiation at RNA polymerase II promoter; transcription open complex formation at RNA polymerase II promoter. The transcript is spliced from 5 exons. NCBI's taxonomy places the organism in Eukaryota, Metazoa, Chordata, Lepidosauria, Squamata, Anguidae. Gene Ontology annotation, cellular component: transcription factor TFIIE complex.
GCUUCCACUCUCCCAGGGUGGGUGGUGGUGGUUUACCACAUUCCUUGGUACCACAUUCCUUGCUCAUUUAAAGCAAGGAGUAUAAAAGAACAGCCUCCAUCGCCUGCAGUCUCGAGAGUGCACUUAAUAUGACAGACCCAGAUGUUCUCACUGAAGUCCCAGCUGCUCUGAAACGCCUUGCCAAGUAUGUGGUACGUGGCUUCUAUGGUACUGAGCAUGCUUUGGCCCUUGACAUUCUAAUCCGGAACCCAUGUGUAAAAGAAGAGGAUAUGUUGGAGUUAUUGAAGUUUGAUCGGAAGCAGCUGCGAGCUAUUCUCAACACUCUUAAAGGUGAUAAGUUCAUCAAAUGCAGAAUGAGAGUGGAGACAGCCCCCGAUGGCAAAACUACCCGACACAACUUCUAUUUUAUCAAUUACCGCCUACUGGUCAAUGUGGUGAAGUACAAGCUAGACCACAUGAGGAGGAGGAUCGAGACAGAUGAAAGAGACUCCACCAACCGAGCUUCCUUCAGAUGUCCCAUUUGUUUCAGUACUUUCACAGACUUAGAGGCAAAUCAGUUGUUUGAUCCUAGGACAGGAAUUUUUCGCUGUACCUUUUGUGAGACUGAAGUAGAGGAAGACGAGUCAGCAAUGCCCAAAAAGGAUGCUCGAACACUUGUGGCACGGUUUAAUGAACAAAUAGAGCCUAUUUAUGCACUUCUCCGUGAAACUGAAGAUGUUAACUUGUCCUAUGAAUUACUCGAACCUGAGCCUAUGGAGAUUCUUGCACUGAAGCAGAGCAAGGAACGGGCUGUUGGUGCAUUGGGAAAUAGUGGUCUAACAAGUGAGAAGCACAGAGAAGCUUGGACCACAAAGGGACCAUCUUAUGAGGACUUGUACACCCAGAAUGUAAUAAUCAGCAUGGAGGACCAGGAGGAUCUGCAUCAACCAGUAAAUGAAGGGAAACCACCCAGAGAGAGACCGAUUUGGCUGAGGGAGAGCACCGUACAAGGUGCUUAUGACCCUGAUGAGGUCAAAGAAGGUGUUCAGCAUGCAGAUAUGUUGCAGGAAGGAGAAGAGGGUCAGGCUACUUUAGACAAUAAUGAGGAGGUGAUGCGCGCUUUGCUCAUCCAUGAAAAGAAAACCACCUCUGCCUCUGUGGCUGCCAUGGGAACCUUUGCUCCAUUGCCUAACGCCAAUGCCAGCGAUUCUGAGAGUGAAACAAGUGAAUCAGAUGAGGACUCCCCUCCGCAUGGAGUCCCUGCUACAACAACUCUCUAUGGGCUGACAGAGGAAGAUGAUGACGAUGAGUUUGAGGUGGUGACAGAGGACCCCACUGUGACGGUGGCAGGGUGCCCAUUUUCUUACAGUCAAGUAAACCAGCGGCCUGAGCUUGUGGCCCAAAUGACUCUGGAGGAGAAAGAGCAGUAUAUAUCUAUGGGCCAGCGUAUGUUUGAGGACAUGUUUGAUUAGCGUCCUUCCCUUUGGGCAGCAUUAAAACACGAUCUUCAACUGGAAAUACUGGGACAGAACCAAAAAAUGAAUUAUAUCUUCCCCAUUUUCAUUUAGUUUAGUCAUUCUUUAGAGUCUCACAAACUCACCUGAAAUAUCAAAGAUCAGAAAAGGGGUCCAGCCAAACGUCUACUACAGCUUUCUCCAAUGCAAUACCCUCCAGAUGUUUUGGACUACCUCUCCCAGCAUCCCUGAACAUUACCCAUGCUGGCUUGUGCUGAUGGGAUUUGUAGUCCAAAAUAUCUGCAGGGCACAACUUUGGGAAAGGCUGGUGUAGGGAAAUCUAAACACAGUCAGUCUCUCUCUCUCACUCACACACUCACUCACAUGCAUGAAUGCACACUUAAAGUUUCCAGAUCCUACCCAUUACCUUUUAUUUAGUUUUUGUUUGUUUUCACCUCAGAAAUCUGCAUGUUCUUUUGGUUGCUUGUUUUUCUGUCUUAAAGGGGGUUCUAGAAGUUUACUAGAUUUUGGGAAUGACUGUUAGCAGGACUUCUAGAAAUAAGAUGGUGCUUCAUAAUUGAAUGUGAUCUGGUUAGAGAUAUGUAUUGCCUGGCAAGUAUAACAUAUAUGUGGUGAUCUUUAUUUCUAAUAGGCAGACAAAGAGGAUAUAUAUGUUGCUCCCCAUUUCCACUCAUUUCCACAUACUCGUUUCCACAUGAAAGAGAAAGUGUGGCCACAGAGAACAUGUGUGCAAUCAUGUUAUCCAGGCGGCAUUUGGGCACCACAGUGUUUUAAAGAUUUGUUUUGGAGAGGACAGUGCACUGAGGACAGGCAAACGUUUUGGUUGUUGCUGAAGGUGCCCCAUAGAACGUGCUUCUUACAUCCUCUGGUAAAACAAUCUUGGAAAAUGUGUUUUUAAAAAACUUCUUUCAUCUGUCAGUGACUGCUUCUUUGCUAACAUGAGCAAAUUCCAGUCUUCACUUAAUCACUUCACCUGCAGUGCUAUAAUUUUCAAAUGAAAGGAUGACUUUAAAAUGUAGCUUGACUUUAGUUCCCUGCUUCUUCCAGACGUGCUCUCAUAUUUUCCAUUGGUGGAUGAUCAGUCAGUCAGAAUCAAGCCUCACUUUGGCUCCCAGAAAGAUAUUUUUUUCUAUGCUGUAUAGUCUAUAUUGAAUAAGUCCCUGCCCUCUUCACAGAUCUACCACGAGAGUACUAGGAAUGCAACAGGACUGCCUUUCUGCAUUUGCCAUGAGUUAAGACCGAUGUCCAAGUAACUUUGUGGAAGAUUUUAUUUUAUUUUAGCACAAAUGCAAAGGGCUUUAGCAUUAUUAUUAUUAUUAUUUUUAAAAAGAUUAUGUAAUAUUUUGUGGGAUGCCAGUAUUUAGAAUGACACACUCUAUUUUAAUAUUUCCAGCUAUGUCCACAUGAGCAAAUUCAAUUUGGUAAUGUUUUAUGUUUUCAAAACAUGUACAGCUUUUAAAAUUAAUUGUGAUUUUCAUAUUGGUCAUCACAGUAGAGUAGUAAAAGGAUUGGGUAUUUUAAUGCUCUAGUUUCAGUUUCAGAUUCUGUUUUAAUUUACUGGAAUGGCACAAGUUAUCAGGACUAUAAGUGAUAAAAGUCUUGAGUAUUGACCAUGUAUGUUUUCCUGAACCUGUGAGGUUUCUUUUAUGAAUUUAUUUACAGAAACUUUGAUACUCUUAAAUUUGUUUCUUCUAUCUUAAAAUAAAAAAGGAACAAAUAACA